Wyeomyia smithii (pitcher-plant mosquito) is the source of this 2364-nucleotide messenger RNA. RefSeq names its product mucin-2-like. Lineage: Eukaryota; Metazoa; Arthropoda; Insecta; Diptera; Culicidae. The transcript has 2 exons. The record is from RefSeq and is a predicted model, not a curated record. The coding region runs from base 542 to 2128 and encodes 528 amino acids. Gene Ontology annotation, molecular function: actin binding.
CGGCCGUUCAGUCCAGUUUGGUUUGUGCAUCGAAUCAAUGCUGGCGCUAAUUCGCUCCGCUAGUGAGUCACUGGAGUGGAAAGAGUGAAAAAAAUCGAUUCAGCCGAAAAAAACAAUCAGUCAAACUGAGUCAUUCCAUUUGUGCGCGCGCGCCCGUUCACGCUCCCUCUGCCACCGACUAAGGGCAGACUGGAGUGCAUCGCGCUGGUCCGUUGGUCAGUUGAACUCACGUCGUCGCGGACUAUCCAAGUGGCACGUGCUGUCCGAUACUGCCGAUCGUGACUUUAAAAUAGUGAUCUGAAAUAUUAAUUUGCCAUAGCCUGAUCGGGUUUUACGCUAAAUUGAAAAACAACCGGUGGCCAGUGUGAAAAUCGCAUACUAAAAGCCUGAGCAAACCUGCCUCGGGAUUCGCGAGUUUUACGAUAAGAUAAGAUAAGCUUAUAUCGCAGCAAGAAGCUUAACACUGAACGGUAAGCUUGUUAGUUUGUGAACUAUUCUGCUCCCGAAAGGGUCAUUUGCGGUACGCACGUAACCGGGCCCGAUGACGGUUCUAAGCUCCGGAGAGGGUGGUGUUCCACCGCCUCCCCCACCGCCGAUAUCGAUUUCUCCAUCGCCCAUCACCGGAACGAACGGGACCGGACCGGACCAGAACCUGCUGCUCUUGGACAUUCGUAACGGAAUCACCUUAAAGCCGACCAAAACUAGAGAUAAAAGCACACCAGCGUUCAUAAAAAAAUCCAAUGGUGUACAUAAGCCCCCAUCGCCGCCACCCACGCAGGCCGAGAAUGAAACCGCAUCCCCUCAGGAGGACAUGAAAGAUGCCCUUCAGGAGGAGCUACGUAGUACUCUUAGGCGAAAGAUCAAGAAGCAGGAUGUCGAAAUGGGUAACUGUGCGAAGAACGAUGAGAUCGAGAAAGCAAUGACCAUUAACCGAACAGAGAUUCAGCUGAAGGUUAACACUUCUGCCAGUUCCUCCCCAAGUAUGCUACGUAGAGAUGCUAGCCCUGUUGUGAAGAGCCCUCUUCUACCGAGAGCUGCCUUGAACACUGAUAACGCAACUAAUGGAAAUAGUGAAAGCUUGCCCAAGCCACUCGAGAUAGUGAAAAGUCCAGUUUUGCAAAGACCACCAGCAAAGCCAGAAAGAACAUUCACUACUCAAGUGGCAAAUAAUGCCCAGAUAAAUAACACAAUUGCUACCAAUAACGGUCUAACUCAGAAGGAAGUCCCCAGAGCAAUGAGCCCGGUAAAGUCCUCAAUCGUCAAACCAGCGACUAAUUCCAAGCUAGUAGAACCUGGUACCCUAAAAAAAGUUCCCCAACACCGGGAGCUUAAGAUUGACGUCAACUCCACCGGCACAAGUGACGGGCUGAAAAACGCAAUCUUAUCACCGGAAGUGAAAAGCGGUUACGCAUCGAUACGACCAUCCCAGAUAAAGACACUCACCAAACAGGGCAGUCUGGUAUCGCACACUGACAUUGUGGAACAGCCCAAACCCGUCAUCAAAAGUCCCAUCGCGCUGGUAGAGUCCCCAAAACCUUAUCACUACUCACCCCCCACACCGAAAGCUUCGAGUUCUCCCAGCAGUGGGCAAUCGUCACCACGAACCCCUACCCGAACAACCAUACUGGACACGAAGUUCAGCCGUAGCCUCAAAUCCCCGCUUUUACCGACAGCGAUGGACCCGAAUGCUCCCAUGAAAAAGCUACUAAUAUCACAUCCGAAGGCAAGUUUCACCCUGCCCCGAACUAACAAACAUUCUACCCGACAAACCAUUCUACCGUCCGAGAGGGGCCAUAGCACAGACCAAAAACCAGUAUUCCGUAUUCUAACAGCACUGGAACAGGCUGAACGAAGCGAUGCCGUAGUAAAAUCCGAUGGCAAUCAACAGCCGACCCAACAGCAGCCUUCCACCACCGUGAAGGCUGAUGUCCCCGGAACGGAACCGGUCCUGACAUCGUACGUUAGCUUCGCCAAGGAUUUAGCCAACGCACCGAACAACUAUCCGGACAAGGUCACUACGAAGUCCACCACCACCGUGAAGCAGGAUCUCUUCUUCGAUAACAUGAACCUGCGGGACAUCAAGAUCGAUAUAGUCGAGAACGGACAGCUGAGAGUUACGAACAAAUAGGCGGGGAUUAUGUUUGUGUUUCAGGCAGCUAGCGUAGAAAGAUUUUUCACAAGAUGUGAGAAGAGUGAAAACGGUUUUCACGACCUGUUGGUGUAUGUUUUAGUCAUUUUUUCCUAUAUAAAUAUAUUUUUCCUGGUAAUAUUUAAUAUGAGAAAUAUAAGCUUUUUAAAUGUAUCAAAGAUGCGAUGAGUUUAAAAAUAAUUUGUGAGUCAAUAAAAACGUUAUAUCCAUUCGCA